Molecule: messenger RNA, 708 nt
Organism: Trichomycterus rosablanca
Lineage: Eukaryota; Metazoa; Chordata; Actinopteri; Siluriformes; Trichomycteridae
Product: cystatin-like
Exons: 3
Coding region: 45-437 (130 amino acids)
Cellular component (GO): cytoplasm; vesicle
Molecular function (GO): cysteine-type endopeptidase inhibitor activity
Source: RefSeq, a predicted model, not a curated record
UGAUUUGGUCAGAAUAACAGCGGUGUAGUAGAAGCUAGGAGACCAUGUAUUGUAAGAGUGUUGUUUUGUUGUUCGUGGUGGUCUUUGUGACUGUGAGCAGCGCUGGACUUGUUGGAGGUCUGACGGAUGUUAGCAUAGACGAACCAGAUGUCCAAAGUGCAUUGAAGUUCGCAGUAGUCCAGCAUAACCACAAGAGCAAUGACUUGUUUAUGAGCCGCGUUACCAAAAUAGACAGUGUCCAGAAACAGGUUGUUUCUGGCACAAAAUACAUCUUCACUGUUGAGAUGGCCAGGACCUGCUGCAGAAAAGGUGGAGUUGAGGAACUAUGUGCCGUCAAUUCUGACCCAGCUAUUGCAAUGCCCCACCAGUGCAGACUUGCAGUGUGGACUCAACCUUGGCUGAACAUGAUUAAUGUGGUUGAAAAUACCUGCCAGUGAAGCACAUACAUCAUGCAGCCCAGAUUUGAUGGGCCAAUAUAGCUGUCUUAAGAGCCCUUCUUUUACAGUUUAAACAUGCCUGAACAUGUCCCCUCCUUUAGGACAUUAGAUAAAGGAUCACUUUAAUUAGAUUUAAAUGGAUAAAAGUUAAAUGCUUUUACUAACACUAGCUUGGGCUUUCAGUUUUUUAACAUAUUUUUGUAUACUUUAAAAUGAAAUUACAGGAUUGAGUAUGAUAGCAGUAUGACUAACCAAUAAAAUGCUAAAAAGA